AUGGACGGCUUCUCGCUCAAUAUCUCCACGUCCAGCAAUGCUCAUAAGCCUAUCAAGAAGAAGAAAAAUACAUUUCGCGUCAAAAAGCAAGCUAAACGUGCAAAAGCAAAGCUGAAAAAGUCUACUGAUGCACUUUCAGAGACCCCUCCACAUCAUUCUAGUGGACAUUUUCAUGCGCAUCAGCCACACAUACGACACAAUAGUGAUCACAAAGAUCAAGUGAUGACGCAAGACAUACAGUCGAAGAUUCAAAUUUGUGAAGCUGAAUCUGUUGCUGCCAAUAAUGACAACGUUCUGGAAGUUCUUCCGGUGACGCAUGUGGAAGUAGGUGAAAACUCUGAGCAAAGAGCUGGAAAGACAGAAGAUGCACCGAUUGAAACGAUCGAAAAAUUACCGAGAACGAAUGAACAUGGUGUUGAUAUUGAAGUACUGGAAGAAAGCAUAAAGCCAAAGACGUUUGGUACUCGUCGUAAUCCGAACAAGGAGGGUUACAAUGCAGAGACGUUUACUCAAUCUCGUAUCAAGAUUGAAAAUGUGUUGUCAAAACCAUUAACAUCAUCAUCAAGUGAGAAGAUUUUUGCUGCGAAUACGUUUGAAUCGAUGAAGAUGACGGAGAAGCUGGUCAAUGUGCUGAAGAAAAAAGAAGGAAGCGGCGGUUUUGGCUUUGCGCGGCCAACCAACGUGCAAGUGCAAACUGUUCCGUCGAUACUAAAGGGUAGUGAUAUUCUGGUCAAGAGUGAGACGGGAUCGGGCAAAACACUGUCGUAUCUGCUUCCUAUUGUCCAGAAGCUGCAGGAGGUGACACCGCGCAUACAGCGGCAGGAUGGUUGCCUGGCGCUUAUUCUGGCGCCCACCCGUGAGCUUUGUACUCAAAUUUUAGAGACUGCCAAUCAACUUAUCCAGCCUUUUGUGUUCCUAGUGCCGGGUGCCAUUGUCGGUGGUGAGAAGAAGAAGUCGGAGAAGGCACGACUUCGCAAAGGAAUUACUAUCUUAAUUGCUACUCCUGGACGAUUAGCAGAUCACCUGGUGAACACACAGUCAUUCAACUAUUCACGCCUGCAAUUUUUGGUGCUUGACGAGGCCGAUCGACUGUUGGAUAUGGGUUUUGAAAAGCAGAUUACACAAAUCAUGACUAUCCUCGAUAGCAAGAAGACGGUCCAGAAGCGACAAAACAUUUUGGUGUCCGCCACGGUAAACAGCAGUGUGCAGCAGCUGGCUAAGAUGAGUCUGUCCGCCAGCUUCGUGCUGAUCAAUGCAGAUGCAACAACUAGCGGUGAAGAAGCUCCACCAAAGACCGACUGCACUAAUCAAGAGACGUUUUCGACUCCACACCAACUCAUGCAGCACUUCAUGCUUGUUCCAGCGAAGGCACGUCUGUGUGCUCUGACAUGCUUCUUGCGUGAGGAGCUGUGCCACGCUCCUCGCGAAAUUAAGAAUAAUUCUGGGCCCAGUAAAUGUAAGAUUGUAGUGUUCUUGUCGACGUGUGACGCAGUAGACUUUCACUACGCGCUGUUUCGCAAGUGUGCGUGGCCAUCAGGAAAGAUGUCGUCGAAAGAAGCUGAUGACAGUAGCGAAAGCAACGGCGUGGCGUCACUGUUUGGCAGUCAAGGGUUCGUGUUCCGCCUUCACGGCAACAUCGCUCAACAGGAGCGUGUGGCUACAUUCAAGAGUUUCUGCUCGUCGAGUUCCGGCGUCUUGCUUUGUACUGAUGUGGCUGCCCGUGGUCUCAACUUGCCCACGGUGAAGUGGAUUGUCCAAUACGAUCCACCUACUGAAACGCGCGACUACGUCCAUCGCGUGGGUCGGACAGCCCGUAGUGGUAAGCAAGGUAGCAGUCUUCUGUUCUUGAUGCCUUCCGAGUCAGAGUACUUGGACUAUUUGAACAAGCAGGGCCUGAAGUUGAAUGCUCUGAGUCUUGAAAAAACUAUUGCACGUGUUGGCAAGCACGGCGGGUUCCUUACAUCUCGCAAGAAGCUGCUGCGUGAGGUUGUACAUGGAGACCUGCAGUUUCUGUACGAACAGACGAUUUUGGCGGACAAAGAGUUGUUUGAGCUGGCAUGUCAAGCAUUCCAUUCUUUUGUCCGCAGCUAUGCCACGCACUCUUCCGACACAAGACAGAUCUUCCAUGUCCGUAGCCUACAUUUUGGUCACGUUGCAAAGAGCUUUGCGUUGCGAGAACCGCCUGCUUCUUCAAAGUUGCGUACGACUGGACGGAACGCUAAGAAUGGUACGCUGCACAAGCGUAAGGAGCGUGACGACAAGCAACAGGCAGUGGUCGCUAAGAAGCAGAAAAAAGUGCGCGACGAAAAGCGCCGGUAUGCACAGAAUGUGUCCGAAUUUGCCAACUAG
Molecule: messenger RNA, 2349 nt
Organism: Peronospora belbahrii
Lineage: Eukaryota; Oomycota; Peronosporomycetes; Peronosporales; Peronosporaceae
Source: the annotation of a GenBank genome assembly